AAACGGAGAUCAGUGCGUUAUAACGUCAUUCAUCUUAUUUCGACCCCUUAGUUGUUGAGCUGUAAGAUCUCUCAGCGAAGACAUUUUUCUCACCCGGCCAAGCAGCACCAAUAGAAACUAUGCGUGAGUGCAUCUCUAUACAUGUUGGUCAGGCUGGUGUCCAGAUUGGCAAUGCCUGUUGGGAGCUGUAUUGUCUUGAGCAUGGUAUUCAGCCUGAUGGGCAGAUGCCCAGUGACAAGACCAUUGGUGGAGGUGAUGAUUCCUUCAACACCUUCUUCAGUGAGACUGGAGCUGGAAAGCACGUCCCCAGAGCUGUGUUUGUAGACCUGGAGCCCACUGUCAUUGAUGAGGUGCGCACUGGGACAUACCGCCAGCUGUUCCAUCCAGAGCAGCUUAUUACAGGAAAGGAAGAUGCUGCCAAUAAUUAUGCCCGUGGUCACUACACUAUUGGCAAAGAAAUCAUUGAUCUGGUACUGGACAGGAUCCGCAAGUUGGCUGAUCAAUGCACAGGACUCCAGGGUUUCUUGGUCUUCCACAGCUUUGGUGGUGGAACCGGCUCUGGCUUUACCUCUCUGCUGAUGGAGCGUCUGUCUGUCGACUAUGGCAAGAAGUCCAAGCUGGAGUUCUCCAUCUAUCCUGCUCCUCAGGUCUCCACUGCUGUGGUAGAGCCCUACAAUGCCAUCCUGACCACGCACACCACCCUAGAGCACUCUGACUGUGCCUUCAUGGUAGACAAUGAGGCCAUUUAUGACAUUUGCCGAAGGAACCUCGAUAUUGAGCGUCCUACUUACACCAACCUCAACAGGCUCAUUGGCCAGAUUGUGUCCUCCAUCACAGCCUCUCUCAGGUUUGAUGGUGCCCUCAAUGUCGAUCUUACAGAGUUCCAGACCAACUUGGUGCCCUAUCCUCGUAUCCACUUCCCUCUUGCUACCUACGCCCCAGUGAUCUCAGCAGAGAAGGCUUACCAUGAGCAGCUCUCUGUAUCUGAAAUCACUAAUGCUUGCUUUGAGCCAGCCAAUCAGAUGGUGAAAUGUGACCCACGCCAUGGCAAGUACAUGGCUUGCUGCUUGUUGUACCGUGGUGACGUGGUGCCCAAAGAUGUUAACGCUGCAAUUGCCACCAUCAAGACAAAGCGCACCAUCCAGUUUGUGGACUGGUGCCCCACUGGUUUCAAAGUUGGCAUCAACUACCAGCCCCCCACUGUGGUUCCAGGUGGAGAUCUGGCUAAGAUGCAGAGGGCUGUGUGCAUGCUGAGCAACACUACAGCUAUUGCAGAGGCCUGGGCACGUCUUGAUCAUAAGUUUGAUCUUAUGUAUGCCAAGCGUGCCUUUGUGCACUGGUAUGUGGGUGAGGGUAUGGAGGAGGGUGAGUUCUCAGAGGCCAGAGAGGACAUGGCUGCCCUUGAGAAAGAUUAUGAGGAGGUUGGAGCUGAGAGUGUGGAAGGGGAGGAUGAGGGUGAAGAAUAUUAAUUUCUCUUUCACUUCCAACUAUUUCCUGUGUGUCAUUUUUGUGUGUUCUUUCUCACUUUUCCAGUGCUUAUCAUACUGAAAGGUCAAUUCACCUUUUAUUUAAUGGUUAUGAAUGAAGUUUGUAAUGCUUGUAAACAAUAUUUUCUUGUUUUCAUUGUCAGAUCUGUUACAUGACUCGCCAUUAUUUCCUAAAAUAGCACUGUGAUCACCAAAUAGGGUGCUUCUCAUUUAUUUUCUUUUGGAUUUUCUCCCCAAAUUGGCAUUACCAAUCUAGGUCCUCGUGGUGGCAUUGUGAUUCGCCUCAAUCUAGUUGAUGGAGGACAAAUCUCAGUUGCCUCCGCUUCUGAGACAGUCAAUCCGCACAUCCUAUCACGUGGCUUGAGCACGUUACUGCAGAGACCUAGCACAUGUGGAGGCUCACGCCAAUCCCCGUGGCAUCCAUGCUCCACUCGCCACAUGCCCCACCAAGAGCGAGAACCACAUUAUAGUGACCAUGAGAAGGUUAACCCAAUGUGACUCUACCCAACCUAGCAACCGGGCCAAUUGGUUGCUUAGGAAGCCUGACUGAGUCACUCAGCAUGCCCUGGAUAUGAAUUUUGCUACUCCAGGUGUGGUAGUCAGCGUCUUUACUUGCUGAGCUACACGUAUCACUGUGCUUCUCAUUUUUAAUUAUGCAUCCUCGAGCCUGUGACCUGGAAACCGAUCAAAGUCUGCCAUAAUUAAGGACGUGUCCAUUCUUUAAAUGCAUCACGAGGAUGGAGGAAGCUUCUAGACGAUCCUUGAGCAAAGAAGCACAGGAGGUUACUGUGUGGAAGACUUUCUGGUCGAAGCACCUGGCACAUCCAAAAAUCCUCCUUCCCCUUCACAUCUGACACAGCAGUCUUAAUUCAUGUUUCACCUUUGAUGUUUAAAUAAUCCUUAAUUGUCAUAAACUUCAACAGUGCAUUUUGAAUUAUUUGGAUAUAUUAUGAAUAUAUGAAUAAAGUUUCAAUAACAUUUAACGGCAAGUUUGCCGAGGUACUGCAGCUGCGCAAAAACGCACUCUGAAGUCACACUUAAGUGAGCAAGGACUUUCCAUUUUACAAUUGCAACUUUCUUUGUUUCCUCCAUCCUUGUUUCCUUUCCUACCAUCCUUUCUUCGUUUCCUAAGAGGGUGGAGCAAGGAAACGAGGAAAGAAUGGCAGGAACGGACACUAGGGUUCACAAUUUCAGAAAUGAGAAGCACCCAGCAUAGUGUGAAACAAAAUUGUGGUAGAGUGCUUUUUUUUUUACAACAGUAAGCAAAAUAUAGAGUGAGAUUGAUGCAAAUUCAUGCAGUAUUAAACAUCUGUGUAACUUAGUCAACAUGAGCUCAACACAUGUUCCUUUCCCUCUUGUGCAUUAUUCCAGUUGAGAUAAAUAAAAAUAGGUCUU
Molecule: messenger RNA, 2882 nt
Organism: Xyrauchen texanus (razorback sucker)
Lineage: Eukaryota; Metazoa; Chordata; Actinopteri; Cypriniformes; Catostomidae
Product: tubulin alpha-1A chain
Exons: 5
Coding region: 120-1469 (449 amino acids)
Biological process (GO): microtubule cytoskeleton organization; mitotic cell cycle
Cellular component (GO): cytoplasm; microtubule
Molecular function (GO): GTP binding; structural constituent of cytoskeleton
Source: RefSeq, a predicted model, not a curated record